AUGGUUGAUUAUUACACCGAGGAUGGUACAGCUAACGCUGGAUCUGACUACGUUCCUGUGAAAGGAACCCUUACUUUUUACCCUGACGACAAAUUCCAGAAAAUCUCAAUUGAAAUUGUUGACGACGAUGUUUUCGAAGAAGAUGAGCAUUUCUACCUGCAUCUAAGAAAUCUUCGUGUUCGCACCAAAGAUGGCCUCAUUUUGGACCCAUCCAGAAUUGGUGGACUACCUGUGGCUCAACUGGAAAUGCCAGCCACUGCUACAAUCAUGAUCCUUGGUACAAAUUUUUUAAAAAUUUAA
This is a messenger RNA of Strongylus vulgaris, 300 nucleotides long. The record is from the annotation of a GenBank genome assembly. Lineage: Eukaryota; Metazoa; Nematoda; Chromadorea; Rhabditida; Strongylidae.